AUGAAUCCGGCAGCGUCCGCGUCCGCGUCUCCGGCCAGUUAUUAUGAAGAAGACGUGCUUUAUGAAGUUGAAAGCAUAAAGGAUAUGCAGACUCUCGAAAGUGGGCAAAAGCUAUUCCUCAUCAAGUGGAAGAACUAUGACGAUAGGUGCGAGAAUACAUGGGAACCUGAAGAGAACCUCAAUUGUCCAGAUCUCCUUGAGCAGUUUUUGGCUCAACACGCCCAAUCGCGAUCUCGUAAACGAUCACCUUCAGCUUCGAAACGCCGGCGAACUACGACGCAACCAGCAGCCUCACAGCCAACAAAGCGCGCCGUUGCAGGGACAUUGACCGAGAAAGCAGCGAGUGAAGGGGUAUCAGCGCAUGAAUCAAAGCGAGUUCGCAAGGAAGCACCAACCAAACCUGCAUCGACAAAGAAGAAGGCUCCUGUUGAUAAAGAUAAGCAAUCAAAAGGAAAAGCGCAAGCAAAUACCUUUGAAGCAGCUUCUUCCACUCAGCAACAACAGCAACAUUCCUCACUUUCGAUGUCGCCCAAUGUACAAUUACAAACAGAUGUCAUCAGAACGAAUCAGCUUGAAUCAACAAAGAACCCAUCAUUGAUGAAAGGAGAUGAGCCAGCCACUGUACAGCAACCCAAUACCCAGCUCGAAUCAACAAAGAAUCCAUCGUCGAUGAAAGUGGAUGAAUCAACCACUAUUCAGCAAUCUAAUGGCCAAUCGUCAACAUCAUCAUUGAAAGGAAAUGAGACAACCACUAUCCAGCAACCUCAUAGCCAGCCAUCAACAGUGAAAGGGAAUGAGACAACCACCACUAUACAGCAACCUAAUAGCCAGCCGUCAACAAAACAUCCAUCAUCAGUGAAAGGAGGUGAGACGGCCACUAGUAUCCAGCAACCUAAUAGCCAGCCAUCAACAAGGAAAGGAGAUGAGACAACUACCACCAUACAACAGCUUAAUAACCAGUCAUCAGCAAAACAUCCAGCAUCGAACAAAGGAUACAUAAAGACAGCGAAUGAAACAACAAAGAGUCAACCCAUAUCAAGCAUCGAGCACAAACUUCCACAAAAGCCAACCGCACAAUCAUCACCAAAGCCGAGUAUAUAUAUGAAUCCAAUCCGACCCAAGACACCCACGCCUCCAGUAUCCCCAACACCACAAAAGACUCAACUUCCAUCAGCAAAACCUUCCAAUUUGUCGUCAUCCAAUAUGCCGCAUCCUCAGAAACCUUCAUUAAUGCCGAGUACACCUGCAAAAAGGCCCUUGUCAAGAGAAAGCUCUCCUACACCAGAAGAAAGAAUUGGAUCUAUCAAGCGUCCCAACCGAUCAGCUCCUCCUAGGCAUGCCAAUCCCAGCUUCCUUGAUGAAUUGGUCAGCAAAGUCAGCAAUCAACCAAUUCCACAAGCAUCCUAUACUAGACCUAUCAGUACACCAUCAGGCGAAUCAACACGACAUGGAUCAACGAGUCCUUCCCUCAAAAGACGAACUCUUCCAUCUCAACAAUCAUCACGACCUAUACGAGAUCCUCGCCUUGCACAACAACAGGGACAACCUAUCAGCAGCUCAUCUGGUCUUCAAAUGUUGCCUCCUCCUACUGAUCCACUCUCUUGGCUGGGCACGAUAUGCAGAGCGGACGAUACGGCAGUUGAAGUAAGGCUUUCUUCGAUUACGGGUCGAUGUCCAGAGAAAUCUCGUAUACGGGAGCUCCUAAGAAAUGCAAAAAGGGAAUACAAUGACAACAAAAAGCUGAUGAUCACCGCAAUGAUCAGUUUGAGCAUCCUGAAACGGUUCUAUGAAAAUCGAGUGCCGAAUCUUGUCGAUAUUCAACCACAAUCCACUUCUCGAUAUCGCUAUGACAAAUUUCACAAGUUUCUCAAGCUCAAUAGUGUGGCAGGAUUAAUACAACUCGACAAACACAAAGAGGAGAUCUUAGCAGUAUUACCACAUACAGCGGAUAUUGCAGAGUUGUUCUCGCUUGAAAGUUGGAGCUCUUCAAAUAUGCUUCUUAUUUAUUUGGAUCAAAUGCCCGCACAACCCCCACCGGUACAAAAGCAUCUUGAUCUUUUACAAAGAGAUCAGCUAUUUCAGAGAGCAAGGAAAUCAUUUGACUGGCAUUUAUUGGCAAGCGCCCUUAAGUUUCCACCCCAGCUGUUACAAAGGAUCACGCCCUUUACCAGUGUUGAUAUCUAUGGCGAUUCCCGCUGGGCUGAAUCAUUAAGGCACGCUCAUCGUUUAUAUGCAUCCAAGAGCAAUCUUGCAAGAAACAAAGAACAUAUCAUCUUGUUUGAUCGGCAUAAUGACGUCCAAUUCAAAAGCAAAAACCUACUAAAGCUGAAACGUGGACCUCGACCUCCAACGUUCUGGGAAUACGGAAGCAGCGAUAUACAUGAUGAACGUAUUUUACCACCAGCACUCCUAUUUCCACGCUAUUGCGGUGGCUUUGUUACUACCGAUAUACGCAACAUGAUGGAGGAUCCUAAGAUUAUCGAGCGUAUUGCAAAAGCCGUGACAACAUUGAACAGGAUCUCUGCCACUGGUGAAUGGUCGUUUGUGUUGAAGUAUGAUAUCCUUGAACAAAUGGUGAAUGAUGCAAAAGGGGCUGCAAGCGCUCGAAAGAUUGAGAGUGCAAUGAUUGAAUUAGCAGUGGUCCCCACCGAAUACAAUAUCACCUUCGUGCAAGAUUAUGGAGAACAGUCUUCAUUGCCUAAUGACUCGAGCGACGCUACGAUCCAAUUGAUGGAAGGCCUUGUACGGUCCUAUUGCACACAAGUGGAGAAUUUUGUGUUGGUUGAUGAUAUUGGCUCUAUGACGAAUACCGAGUUUGCUGUAAUUGACAGCUGCAAGUCAUCGGAUAUUCUAGAAAAGUAUAGUAUAUACCCAAUACCAAGCGAUGAGCAGCAACAAUAA
This is a messenger RNA of Lichtheimia ornata, 2901 nucleotides long. RefSeq lists its product as uncharacterized. Gene Ontology annotation, biological process: negative regulation of transcription by RNA polymerase II; chromatin organization. The record is from RefSeq and is a predicted model, not a curated record. Gene Ontology annotation, molecular function: chromatin binding. Gene Ontology annotation, cellular component: pericentric heterochromatin. Bases 1 to 2901 code for a protein of 966 amino acids. The transcript is spliced from 12 exons. NCBI's taxonomy places the organism in Eukaryota, Fungi, Mucoromycota, Mucoromycetes, Mucorales, Lichtheimiaceae.